Castor canadensis (American beaver) is the source of this 2395-nucleotide messenger RNA. Lineage: Eukaryota; Metazoa; Chordata; Mammalia; Rodentia; Castoridae. The record is from RefSeq and is a predicted model, not a curated record.
AUGGGUGCAUGUUUUUCAAAGGUUUUUAAUGGGUGUCCCUUGAAAAUUCACUGUGCAACAUCUUGGAUAAACCCAGAUACAAGAGAUCAGUACUUGAUAUUUGGUGCUGAAGAAGGGAUUUAUACCCUUAAUCUUAAUGAGCUUCAUGAAACAUCAAUGGAACAGCUCUUCCCUCGAAAGUGUACAUGGCUGUAUGUAAUGAACAAUUGCUUGCUAUCGAUAUCUGGUAAAGCUUCUCAGCUUUAUUCCCAUAAUUUGCCAGGGCUUUUUGAUUAUGCAAGACAAAUGCAGAAGUUACCUGUUUCUAUUCCAGCACACAAACUCCCUGACAGAAUUCUGCCAAGGAAAUUUGCUGUAUCAGCAAAAAUUCCUGAAACCAAGUGGUGUCAGAAGUGUUGUGUUGUGAGAAAUCCUUAUACAGGCCAUAAAUAUCUAUGCGGGGCACUUCAGACUAGCAUUGUUCUAUUAGAAUGGGUUGAACCAAUGCAGAAAUUUAUGUUAAUAAAGCACAUAGACUUUCCUAUCCCGUGUCCACUCAGGAUGUUUGAGAUGCUGGUAGUUCCUGAGCAGGAGUACCCUUUAGUCUGUGUUGGAGUCAGUAAAGGGCGAGACUUCAACCAGGUGGUUCGAUUUGAGACUGUCAAUCCAAAUUCUACCUCUUCAUGGUUUACAGAGUCAGAUAACCCACAGACAAAUGUUACUCAUGUAACCCAACUGGAGAGAGAUACCAUCCUUGUCUGUUUGGACUGUUGUAUAAAAAUAGUAAAUCUCCAAGGCAGAUUAAAAUCUAGUAGAAAAUUGUCAUCAGAACUCACCUUUGACUUCCAAAUUGAAUCUAUAGUUUGUCUACAAGACAGUGUGCUAGCUUUCUGGAAACAUGGAAUGCAAGGUAGAAGUUUUAGAUCUAAUGAGGUAACACAGGAAAUUUCAGAUAACACAAGAAUUUUCAGGCUCCUCGGAUCUGACAGGGUCGUGGUUUUGGAAAGUAGGCCAACUGAUAACCCAACAGCAAAUAGCAAUUUAUACAUCCUGGCGGGUCAUGAAAACAGUUACUGAGAAAUGUUGUGCUUGACAGUUACCUAUAGAAAGAACAAACACUACCGCUGCAACAUUAACAGAUGCUUGAAGCUGUACAAAAGCUGCAGUAACCUGGCUUCAGUUCCUUGUAAUUUAUUGUGGCAUGAGACAAGAUGGGGAAAAUAUUUGUUUUAAGUGGUAUGGAUAUAUUUAGCAUAUUGAACCACACAAGUGCUUAAUUCAUUGUUAUGUAAUCUUUGUACAUAUAGGCAGUAUUUUUCUGUGAAACUUCAUAUUGCUGAAGACAUACACUAAAAAUUUAUGUAGAUAAUGUACUUUUAUGAGAUGUACAAGUGUCUUAUCUGUACAGAUGUAAAUGUUGAUAAAAUGCAAUUGGGGUUAAUAUUUUAAGAAUUCUUUAGUAUAUUCUUGGGUGUGGUUAUAUUCCAAAAUGGGAUGCCAGCAAUGAAACAGUACAUUUAACACUAUUGUAUUUUUAUUCUGUGUAAUUUAGUAAUAUGAAUAUAAAUCUUGUAACUUUUAAAAUUGUAAUGGAGACUGUAUCAUUUUAUAAUCUUGUUUUUAAUUUUAAUGCGAGUACACUGGUGUUUAUAUUUGCACAGAGUAUUGAUAUGUGAUGUAUUAAGUCACAAAAGUAAGCUGUGACAUUGUCAAUAUGCAUUCAGCUCCACAACAUCUUUUCUAAAUGUGUCUGGGAUUGUUUACUAUGUGAAACAAACCAAUUAACCACUGGUGUAGUAACUGAUCUUUUAUAUUCAAGCAGAAUCCUACAAGAUUACCUGUCUGUAUUUAAAAUAUACCUUUGAAAGAGUUUUAAAUCACAGAAUAGCGGUACCUUGGGGUAAAACUGCAGUUGUUGUUUGAAUUACAGUAUGCACAAAGAAUAAAUUAGCAUUAUUAAAGAGUCCACACUAGACAUUUCACAUAAUCACAUCGACGAACUAUAACAUUCCAGAGCAAAGUGAUUCAAAAUUCUAAUAGCGUUUUUACUUUUGUUGGCCUCAUUUUAUGAUCACUUUCGUAUUUCUUUUGAUUUAGAGCAUUAACACAUGGCCAAAAUAAUUUAGUUACUACCUCAUACAAACAACAUAAUGGUCACUACACAUCACAGGAACUUAGUUUGAGUUAGUCAUUUUUGAUUGCUUUUUUUCCAAUAGAAUAUGUAUGUACCAAGUUUUAACACACUUUUGGCUCUUUUUGGUAUAUAUUCUUUAUAUUUUAAUGUGAGUAUACACACUACGAACAAACUAAAUUGUGAUUUAUGGUCUUCAUUUAUUUUAAUUAAAAUGAUUUUAAUUAAAUGAUGAUGGUUUAAAUAUGUUCCUGAUUGUACAUAGUGUAAAAUAAACAUGUUUUU